AUGGGAAGUCAAAGGUAACGGAAGCUGGUAGCUUCUUCAAUCACAUAUCACGUUGAAAUAACAAGUUCUUCUCCAAUUUAUAAACUCCAUUUUCUUCAACGUGCUCCCUUUGAAAUCCAUUGAUCCCCAAGGUUUCUAGGCGUCAUGUUAUUGAUCUGAACCCCAUAGCUUGAACGUUGGUGAACCCUGCAGUUUUUUGCUCCCUUCACUGCAAGCUCACUUUUGAAGCCAUACCCAGAUCCCAUUGCUCUAUCUUGUUCACAAAAAAAAAAAAUGAAACUUUCUACCAAUAGUGGACUUGACUUGGAAUAUGGCAAGUUGGACAAGAAGAGUGAGAAGCCUUUAAGAAAUAGUGGGGUAGUUAAAGUUCACAAUCAAGCUUUAUUAUCUGGCCUUGCCUAUUGCCUUUGCUCUUGCAGCAUGAUAUUGGUUAACAAGUUUGUACUUUCCAGUUAUGAUUUUAAUGCUGGGAUAUUCUUGAUGUUUUAUCAGAAUUUUAUUUCAGUGAUUAUUGUUUCUACAUUGAGCCUUUUGGGCUUAAUAUCAACUGAACCACUAACUUGGAGAUUGAUUAAGGUCUGGUUGCCUGUGAAUGUUAUAUUUGUUGGAAUGCUCAUCACGAGUAUGUUUAGUUUGAAAUACAUUAAUGUAGCUAUGGUGACAGUGUUGAAGAAUGUUACUAAUGUCAUAACUGCCCUUGGUGAAAUGUAUUUGUUUAAGAAGCACCAUGACAGCAAGGUCUGGACUGCAUUGUUUCUAAUGAUCAUAUCAGCAAUAACUGGAGGGAUUACUGAUCUCUCUUUUCAUGCAACUGGCUAUGCUUGGCAGAUACUUAACUGUUUCUUGACUGCAUCAUAUUCUCUGACCCUACAAAGGGUCAUGGAUACGGCAAAGCAAGUUACAAAAUCUGGAAAUUUAAACGAGUUUUCAAUGGUUUUGUUGAACAACACCCUUUCUUUGCCCUUGGGAAUUUUCCUGAUUGCUGUUUUCAAUGAGGUGGAUUAUCUCUUAAGAACGCCACUUCUGAGAUUACCUAGUUUAUGGUUGGUGAUGACCUUUAGUGGAUUUCUGGGUCUGGCAAUCAGCUUCACAUCCUUGUGGUUUCUUCAUCAGACAGGGGCUACAACUUACAGCCUUGUAGGUUCGUUGAACAAGAUUCCACUUUCACUUGCUGGCAUUCUUCUCUUUAAAGUUCCUACUAGUUUGCAGAACUCUGCUAGCAUUUUGUUUGGUCUUCUGGCAGGUGUCUUUUUUGCCAGAGCCAAAAUGCGGGACAGAACUCAAUCCUGAAGAGCUGUAAAUGCUAUGUUUUUACAUGAUAUAAGUUUGCACUUCGCACUUGAAGGAAGCUUUCCCCUUCAAGUUAUGGGUGAAGGUGGAAGUUCAAUGCAGGUCUGUUUGGCAUCCUCAAGAGCUGGGAUCAGCUAAACCAAUUUCCACCACCCUUUAAAUACUCAAUUUGGGUGUGCUACUUGGGGUGGAUGAUUAUUGCUUCUUGUCCAUACUGAGCAUUUCUUUCACUGAAAAUGUGAACUUGGGACUCGGAGGUUUUUGGUUCAUGUUCAUAUGGAACUUCUGGGGGGAGUAGCUUCUUGGGUUGGCAAUAGCUCGCAUUGGGAGAAAAAAUUGCCACUAACCUUUUUUUCAGUUUGAUUCUGUUUCAUGUAACUUCAAUGUUCCCAUGUAUCAGUAUGCUUGUUGAUUAGUUUAAGGGAUUAAUGUUUAGGAGAUAAUUUAUAUACAGAUAAAAGUAUAUGGGGUCUAUAUGGAGGCAUGUGAGAAGAAGAAAGAGAAAAAGAA
Messenger RNA from Gastrolobium bilobum, 1800 nucleotides. Its product is annotated as GDP-mannose transporter GONST1-like. Gene Ontology annotation, molecular function: GDP-mannose transmembrane transporter activity; antiporter activity. Lineage: Eukaryota; Viridiplantae; Streptophyta; Magnoliopsida; Fabales; Fabaceae. The transcript has 9 exons. Gene Ontology annotation, cellular component: Golgi apparatus. The record is from RefSeq and is a predicted model, not a curated record. Bases 274 to 1290 code for a protein of 338 amino acids.